UUCUCGCCUGUUCCAAUGGUUUUUCAGGGAUGACGCGUCUUCUUCUGCUGGCUCUCCUCACAUGCCUGACGUCCAGAGUUAUGGGGAAGAUAUUUGGACGGUGCGAACUGGCCCAGAUGUUGAAGGAAGCUGGCUUGGAUGGAUACCGUGGAUACAGCCUGGCGAAUUGGGUUUGCUUGGCCUUCUAUGAGAGCCACUUUAACACAGGACUGGUGGACCACGAAGCUGAUGGCAGCACCAGCAAUGGCAUCUUUCAGAUCAACAGCCACCUCUGGUGUGAUGACCUCAUGCAUCCCUCCCCGAACCUCUGUGAAGUGCACUGCUCCGAUCUGCUGACCAGUAGCCUCAAUGAUGACAUUACCUGCGCCAUGAGGAUCGUACAAACCCCAAGAGGCAUGGGGACAUGGAUGGCUUGGAGGAAUAACUGUGAAGGCCUUGAUUUGUCCCACUGGCUGAAAGGAUGUGAACUCUGAGAGUUGCUAUGUAGGAAAGAAGCAGGAAAUGGAAAGGACGUGGAAACGCUGGGUGUAAUCGCAUAACGUGCUCCAACGCUGCUGGCUUCUGGGAGCCGGACAGUCAGCAACACAUGGACAAAUCUGUUUCACGCUCUACGUAGACCCUCUUGCUGGGGAAAGGGAUUGCCGUUCCGGGAGCGAGAAUCCGAUCUUGCGAUAUAAAAAAAAAUAUUUAUUCA
Molecule: messenger RNA, 694 nt
Organism: Heteronotia binoei (common prickly gecko)
Lineage: Eukaryota; Metazoa; Chordata; Lepidosauria; Squamata; Gekkonidae
Product: sperm acrosome membrane-associated protein 3-like
Exons: 4
Coding region: 30-473 (147 amino acids)
Biological process (GO): fusion of sperm to egg plasma membrane involved in single fertilization
Cellular component (GO): sperm flagellum; acrosomal vesicle
Molecular function (GO): lysozyme activity
Source: RefSeq, a predicted model, not a curated record